Pyricularia pennisetigena is the source of this 1836-nucleotide messenger RNA. RefSeq lists its product as uncharacterized. Bases 1 to 1836 code for a protein of 611 amino acids. The record is from RefSeq and is a predicted model, not a curated record. Lineage: Eukaryota; Fungi; Ascomycota; Sordariomycetes; Magnaporthales; Pyriculariaceae. The transcript has 3 exons.
AUGAGGUCUGCGACCUAUUUGUCGGCCAUGGCCGCCAUGCUGGCCACUGGAGCUGUGGCAAAGUCGGAGCUUACAUGGAGCCACGUCAUGUUUGGCGACAUUCCUGUCAUGCUUGAGUCUCGUGUAGACCCCAUCGUCAACCCGGGCGAGCCUUCUAUGCAUGUACACAGUGUAAGCGGGCCGAACAACUUCAACAUGAACUCGACUGGCGAGUCCCUGUCCAAGGCAAAGUGCACUUCUGCGGACGUCAAGGGUGAUAUGAGCGCAUACUGGAUGCCAAAGGUCUAUUUCCAUGAUGAGGAGGCCGGACACUACGAGCCCGUCGAUGUCUUCUACAUGAAAGCAUACUACCACUUCAGGCCUACCGAUGACAAGAUCGUGGCUUUCCCGCUGGGUCUACAGAUGGUUUCUGGCAACGCUUCGCUGCGGGAGGCUCCCAAGAGCAAGGGCAAAGUGGGCUGGUAUGUCGAAAACGGCGUCGACCCUCAGCCUGCUUCUUUCAGCUGCCCACGCUCGCAAAAGUCCAUAGCCGCUUCCCGGUAUGCCUGGCCGCAGGAUUCUGAUGGAAGCAAAGGUGGUUUCAUUAGCUCGGACCCGAACAACCUGGAGAAGGGUGUUGGCUUCCCUUUCGCCGAUUGUGACGGCUCCAACUCUCCUCUUCGUGCUGAUCUCCACUUCCCAUCCUGCUAUGAUCCGAGCAAGGGCUUGACCAACUGGCAAGAGAACAUGAAAUGGCCGGUCAUGGAUUUCACUACCUGGAGGGAAAACUGUCCUAAGGGAACCAUCCACGUCCCGCAGCUCUUCCUUGAAGUCUACUGGGACACCGCAAAGUUCCGCAACCGCUGGACGCCCAACUCUGGCAAGCAGCCUUUUGUGCUGUCCAACGGCGAUCGCACUGGUUUCUCUUUGCACGGCGACUUCAUUUCGGGUUGGGAUGAGAAGGUCCUUCAAAACAUGAUUGACGGUUGCAACGCCCAGCACGCUGGACUCAAGACAUGCCCCGGUGCUCAGGAGAACAAGCAGAAGUGCAAGAUCGACGACGACAAGCCCGUUAAGGAGGAGGUCGUGGGAAAACUCAAGAAGCUUCCUGGCGAGAAUGGUCUUUUUGGCUGGGGAAUCACCGCCACCAAGCCCUCUGGUAACGAUAGUUCCCUUCCAGACUACCAGGAGACCUCGAAGCCGGUUUCCUCGAGUGCCGCACAGCCGAAGGUCGAAGCAAAGGCUCUUGUCCAGGAGCCUCCGGCGGCGCAAGUGACGUCGCCACCGGCCCAGGAGGUGGUCACCCCCAAAGUUAUACAGACUACUGACGCUUCCGGAAACCCCACGCAGUCAACGGCGUGGGAAACAACGACAAAGUGGGUGACAAAGACGGUGUACGAGGGGGCGACAAACAGUCCGAUGGCAACGGGAAACCCAACGACAAAGCCAAACGCCGCUGGGUGGGCCGCCGCGGGCUGCUACCGCGAUACGCGUGACAGGGUUCUGCGGGGCGACCAGCGCCCGGCUUUGGGUCCGAUGACGAACUCCAAGUGCGUUGCCCACUGCCUCAGCAAGGGCUUCACCAUUGCCGGCACCCAGUACGCCAGCGAGUGCUACUGUGGCAACGAGCUUGCGGGCACUGCCGAGAAGAUCGCAGACACGGACUGCAGUAUGGCUUGUGAGGGCGAUAAGGCAGACAAGUGUGGCGGCGAUUGGGCGCUCAGCGUCUUUGCCAAGGAUACCGCCGCUCUUCAGAAGAAGUCGGUCGAUGUCAACAGCCACAACAAGAGACACUUGCACAACCACAUGCUUCACCACCGGAGCAAUAAGGAACACUUCCACCCUCGCCGGAGAUAG